CCCUUGCCUCCAUAACAUUCUUUCACCAGUCAAAAAGAAGACAGAACACAGACACAUGCUGUCUUCUUCCCUCCCCUUCUCUCAUCCCUUUUCUCUCUAGCAAGACCAAAACUAGACGAUGUCUAGAUCCUCUUCAACGUCGUCGUCCUCCUCAGCAACGACACCGUCUCCUUCAAUAAAACCCGAAUCCUACUCUCACAGUCCAGUCCACUACGCCGUCAUACUGGGCGACCACACAACCCUCACCCGCCUCCUCUCCACUCUCCCCAAACUCACUGAUCCCACCAAAAUCCACACCGAGUCAAACUCACUUAAUCAAGAGCAACUCGCAGACAAAAUCUCCUCUCUCGUCGACCGCCGUGAUGUCCCUUACCGAGAAACGCCUCUCCACCUCGCUGUCCGCUUAAACGACCUCUUCUCCGCCAAAUCCCUCGCAGCUGCUGGCGCUGACGUGUCAUUGCAGAAUUCCGCUGGUUGGAACCCUCUCCAGGAGGCAUUAUGUCGCAGGUACUCAGAAAUCGCUCUCGUUCUCCUCCGCCUCCACCACCGCUCCGCCUGGUCCAAGUGGCGCCGCCGCUUGCCUCGCCUCACUGCCGUGCUCCGCCGCAUGCGUGACUUCUACAUGGAAAUCUCCUUCCACUUUGAAAGCUCAGUCAUUCCUUUCGUGAACAAACUCGCUCCAUCUGACACGUACAAGAUUUGGAAACGUGAUGCUAAUCUCCGUGCCGAUACUACGUUAGCUGGAUUCGACGGCUUGAAAAUCCAGCGGGCCGAUCAAAGCUUCCUCUUCCUCGGCGAUGGCGACCAAAGUCACUCCAUUCCUCCUGGUUCUCUCUUAGUUCUCAACCACGAUGAGCGUAAAAUCUUUGACGCAUUCGAAUCCGCCGGAGCGGCAAUGAGCGAGUCCGACAUCGCCGGAUUCUGCUCCCAAACUAGCGUUUACCGUCCCGGCAUGGAUGUCACUAAAGCCGAAUUAAUAAGCCGAACGAACUGGAGACGCCAAGAGAAAACAGAAUCUGUUGGCGUAUGGAACGCUAAAGUUUACGAAUUAAACAACGUCGUUUUUAGCUUCCGAUCUCGGAAAGUAAUCGAAAGCGACGUCGCAGGAAGCGAACAGGUCUUACCAUUAGAGCUUGACGAAGAUGAUGACGGCUUCUUAGUAGCUGAAAAUCCUAGCUUUCUCAAUUUCGAGUUUAACAAUGGAAAUGAGAGUAAAAGGAGGCACAGUAGUUUUGUGAGGGAGGAGAGGGAGUUUGUGAGCGUAGGGAGGAAGAGUGUGGAUAUUUAUCCGUCGUCUACGGUUACGGGGAGGAGGAGAGUGGUGGCGGUGCCGGAAAAGGUAAAGGAGAAAGAGUAUGUGAAGAGUUUGAAGCCGUCAGUUUGGCUAACGGAACAGUUUCCGUUAAAGAUUGAGGAGUUAUUGCCGUUACUUGAUAUUUUGGCGAAUAAAGUGAAAGCCGUUAGGAGGAUGCGUGAACUGCUGACUACAAAGUUUCCGGCGGGCACGUUUCCGGUUAAGGUGGCGAUUCCGGUGGUCCCAACGGUGAGGGUGGUGAUAACCUUCACUAAGUUUGUUGAGCUACCACCUGUUGAACAAUUCUACACUCCACUUUCUAGUCCAAGACUUUUUGGUGGUCAUGAAGGAAGUAGAGUAGGAUCAUCAGAUGAAUCAGACAAACAUUAUCCAUCAUUGUCAUCGUCCUCCUCAACGUCGUCGACCACAUGGUUACAGCGAAACAGCAGCCAAUCGACGAGCAAGCAGCACCGGCAUAGUUCUUCAGUAUGGGGGCAGCAGCAGCUACAAAGUGACCCUUUUGCGAUACCAAGUGGAUAUACAUGGGCAAGUGUUGAUGAUCAGAAGUCGACCAAAAUGAAGAAAUCCAAGUCCACAAGGAAAUCCAAGUAAAGAUGGCUCCUAUGGGGCAAAGGCAAAUGAGGGAUUGAAUUAGGGCUAACGGAGUUAGGAGAUUGGUUGGUGGUGAUUAAUUAAUUACUUCCAUGGAUCUUUGAACUUGCAAAUAUAUAUAAUGUAGAUAUCUCAAUGUUAUUUAAUUAUAUGCAUUGAGCCUUUGUUGUGUGGUUUAUGACAGUUUUUGACAACAUUAUGAUUAGAAGAUUAACUAAUUAAUUACUACAAGUUUAGGUUU
Molecule: messenger RNA, 2147 nt
Organism: Populus euphratica (Euphrates poplar)
Lineage: Eukaryota; Viridiplantae; Streptophyta; Magnoliopsida; Malpighiales; Salicaceae
Product: ankyrin repeat domain-containing protein 13C
Exons: 2
Coding region: 119-1906 (595 amino acids)
Cellular component (GO): cytoplasm
Molecular function (GO): protein binding
Source: RefSeq, a predicted model, not a curated record